AUGCAUCGUGAUGAAAUUUUAAAGGGCCGUGGGGACCCAGGACGCGUCGACUCUUCCUCUGCAAGGAGGCGCGGCCCGACCCGCCGGCCCUUUCCUGGGAGCAGCAGCCCCGCGCCAACGCCACAGGGCAGGGGGAAGCCGGCUCUCGGCGGAGGAGGCCCGACAGCAUCCAGCCCGCAUCCGAGCCAUCCCGCCGCCGCCCGACACCGGACCCCGCUACCCCCGCGGCCCGGCUCUCCCCACGCGCGCCCCACGGCCUCUGACCCGGCCCCGCCGCCCCGCUUCCUCGCCGUCGGCCCCGAAGCCCCCUCCCCGCUCUCACCUCAACGACUCCGGCCCAAGAUGGCGGGGAGAAAGAGCGAGCGCAGCCGCGGGGCAGGCCGGGAUAGGAAAGCAAACGUGCAGUCGCAAAAUGACAGGCUCCUAUUUAGCCAGCCUCAUCGUAGCGAAGGCCCCCUUCCUGAAGCUUGGACGGUAACCAUGGAGAUCAGCCCCUCUUUGCUGGUGGGCGCCGGAGAGGGGCUGCUCAAGCGGCGGGGACCCCCGCUGCCCCCUGUGGAUGCUGUUCGGGUUUACACGGUGCUGGAGGACUGCGUCGACCAGCUGACCGUCCUCGGGCACAUCAUGCCAGUUCCGUAUGAGGAGAGGAGAGAUGCCUUCAGCGUCGAUGGUGAACAUGUCAAUGAGAUUCUCAGCAGCCAGAAGUAUCUGGGCACCAAAUUCCAGCAGCUUAUGGAUUCCCGGGCAGAGUGCCAGUCUAAAAUCCCCCUUGAGCUUGGCAAGAUCGCAGAAUUUGGCCGGCAGCUGCAGGAGACGAGUGUCGGGCUGAAGAGUACCAACCGCCUUUUCAGCUUGGCUGCGAAGCGAACUACUCUGCCCACGGACCACCUCAAGAAGGUCCAGGCUGACAGGCAAUAUGUAAGCGAUGUGAUUGAACACACCUUGGAUGAGCUGCUGACGCUGGGAACCUUCCAAACCUUGCUGAGAGCUGUCAACUCAGAGAGAAAAAAGAAGAUCCAGCUCCAGGACAUCAUCCUCAGGGAAGAGAUGGGAAGAAAGAAAAUAAAGGCUCUCCAAAAACAGAUUAAUGAUGUUAAGAAAGAAAAGGAGUUUGAACUCCAGAACCGGGACGAGAUGAUCGCAUACCUCAAGGACCAGCUCCAAGAGAUGAAGGCGAAGACCGACAUGGAGAACCGGUACGUCAAGAAGGACGCGGAUUUGCAGAUCGCCCAGACGCAGAAGAAGUGUGCCAACGCCGACAACGAUCUGCAGAAUGAAGUGGAGAGACUGAGAAAUCAUAUGGACGAAGAGAUCAGAGUCCACCUGGACAUUGAGAAUUUCCUCAAGCACCAGCUAAUGAUCAUAGAAGAGAGGCUGGAAUACUGGAUGGAGAAGUAUGAGAAGGACACGGAGGCCAAGCAGCAAGAGCUGAACUCCGUGAAGGCUUCCAGAACGGCUGACCAGUUAGCCCUGCAAGAACUGGCCAAGCAGUGCCUUGUGUGUGAACAAGUAAUCAUAGAGGAUCGGAAGGAAAAAGAGAACGCCCGCAAGAAGCUAGAACAGGAUGCUCGGGAGAUGAGGAGCAUUCUGAAGCUGCAGGCCUGGUGGAGAGGAAUGAUGGUCCGUCGGUUCCUUGGCCCUUACAAGGCCCUCAAAAAGCUCUUCGAGGAAGAGCCGCCACCCAAAGAAAAAGGGAAAAAGGGUAAAGCCGGGAAACCGGGAGCAAAGAAGAAGAAGUGA
Messenger RNA from Euleptes europaea (tarantolino), 1740 nucleotides. It is a transcript of the gene IQCG, whose product is annotated as IQ motif containing G. Gene Ontology annotation, molecular function: protein binding. Gene Ontology annotation, cellular component: cytoplasm; sperm flagellum. Lineage: Eukaryota; Metazoa; Chordata; Lepidosauria; Squamata; Sphaerodactylidae. Bases 1 to 1740 code for a protein of 579 amino acids. The record is from RefSeq and is a predicted model, not a curated record. Gene Ontology annotation, biological process: cilium organization; sperm axoneme assembly. The transcript is spliced from 12 exons.